AUGUCCUUCCACUUCGAACCACAGGCCGACUCUUCGGACGACGAAGGACAGCUCGACCUCUCAGCAUGGCAAGGUGCAGCGAAACCGGCAGUCCAGCGCCCUCCUGUGGCGCGCAUGCAGGCGAAUGAUGAAGAUAUGGGAGACCAAGAUAUCCAGGUUGACGAAGCCACGUACGCCACUGCCUCCGGCGCUUUGCAAGAAGACAGCGACGAGCAAGAGGAUGCGGCAGAUGGCAAUGGAGAUGGGGACCGCAGCGAGGAGGAAGCCAGUCCUGUGUUGGAAAUCAGCAGUGUUUCGGAGUCCAGCGAUACUCGCAAGCGACAGAGAAGCGGCCAGCAGAAUGGAGCCUCCUCGAGCUUCACCGCGAUCAAUCAACCAGUCACCCUAUCCUCCGACUCGGACAGCGAAGGUGGCCAGCAAUCGACGUCUAUAAGUUCCAGCAAAGGCCAGCGCCAGCUAGUCCCGGUCAUUUCACGUCGGCUGCCUUCGGAUGCUGGCGACUUAGAGGACUAUGAAGACUUCACGGCUGGCGGCGAAGUUGUACGGCGGGUCAUGAAGGAGCUGAAGAACGGGCAGAUGGACAUCGCAUACAGAGUCGAGUUUGAGGACCUUCAUGUCGAAGAGAUACCCUUUGAAGAGCUCCUGUCAUAUGAGAACGGCGACGUCGCUCUAAACCUCUUCGAAAACCAAUCUUCACCAGAGACCACCCCUGAGCCGGAGCCUGUCACACGAAAGCGUGGAAGAUCGAGGAUGUCUACUUCGCGGCCUAGCCGCAGAGUCGCAGUUCGGCCUGGCUAUGUCAGCACUAUUGAUGCACUCCCACAGUCCGAUGAUGAGGUCAGCGGAGCACGCACGAGAGGCAGCAAGCGCAAGCGCGGUCAGCAGUCGCAAUACAUCGAUGAGCCACAGAAGUCGUCUGAAGAGGAGCCAUCUGAAGACUCUGACGACGAAGGUGGCUCAAGACGUCGGAGGCGACGCCGCGUUGAGCAGUCAAAGCCAAGCCGGUCUCUUCGAAGCUCAAGGCAUCCAAUCUACUCCAGAGAGUUGCAGGAUGACGACGAAGACGACAGCGAUGAUGUUCAGUACCUCGAUUCCGACAUCGUUGGGCCGACGACGCGGCGUAGGGGCGCACCAAGGAAGUCUGUAUCCGUCGAGAGUGGCAUUGGCGGAGGCAGACGCAAGCGCAAUCAGCCAGCCAUGCGACACUCUGGCCGUUCGACCAGGCAUCGAGGCGACAUGGAAGAGGUCGGUGAGAACAACAUCUACUGGUCUGACUCUUCCGAUGAGAUGACACGUGCACCACCAAAGCCCAAGGUUGUCGCCGUCCGCGAGCAGUUUAAGACGCCGCCGCGUAACGACGACUUCCGCAUGAGGCACAAUCAGGAGUGCGAGUCGUGCGGGAAUGGAAUGAAUUUCUCCCCACUCAUCUACUGCCAGGGUUGCACACUGGCAUACCACAAGGGCUGUCUGGGAACACGAAGCACCAGAGAGCAUCUCGUUACGAAACUUGAAGGAGGCGACUCUGUCCUGCAGUGUCGCAGAUGUGUGGCUGUCGCUUGCAAAAAGGACCCGACGGCGCCGGACCAAGGCAAAUGUGCAGAUUGCCGUGAGCACGGUAACGCUUGUCUGCCGUUCCGACCUCGCAAAACGACAGCUCAGGAGCAGAAGGAGCGGGAAGAAAAUGAUGGAGUUGAUCCAAUCUACGACGUCGAUGCUUCACGUAUCAACAAGGCAGACAACGUGCUCUUCCGCUGUCUAAGCUGUUGGCGUGCCUUCCAUUUCGAGCACUUGCCUUCUCGCUCAGAUAUCAUGGACAUGGAUGGCGAUGUGGACCCAGAGCAAAGACUCAGAGAGUAUAGUCGGGAUUGGCGAUGCAAAGACUGCCUGGACAUGCCCGCCAAGGUCUCAGGGAUCAUUGCUUGGAAGCCUCUCGACGAAGACAGCUAUGACCCUGGCGUCUCAGUCGAAGCAAUCGAUGAAGACGAGAAGGCGUACCUUGUCAAGUGGGACGCCAUGAGCUACUUCCGUGCUUGCUGGAUGCCCGGAGCUUGGGUCUGGGGUGUCACUGCGGCCGCAAUGAGGAAGGCUUUCAUGAAGCGUGACGACAGUCAGCACCCGAAGAUGCGCACCGAAGACGCGAUACCCGAAGACUGCCUCCGUACCGACAUUGUGCUCGACAUCAAGUACACCAGCAUCGUUCAUAUCCGCACCGAAGCUAUCGACAUGGCUCGCAUCCGCGAGAUCGACAAGGCUCUCAUCAAGUACAAAGGUCUUGGCUACGAGGAUGCUGUGUGGGAAGCUCCGCCGCUGCCUGACGAUGGCGAUCGCUGGAACGACUUCGUGAUGGCAUACAACGACUGGAUCAUGGGUCGUUACAUCCGUCCACCGAAGCCUUCCACGCUGAAGUCCAGACUCGACAAAGCGCGCCACCAGGACUUCGCUAAGCUAGAGAAGAAGGCGCAGCCGGAGAAAAUUGAGGGAGGCGAGCUCAUGAAGUAUCAGAUCGAAGGGCUGAAUUGGCUUUACUACAAGUGGUUCACGCAGAAGAAUGCUAUUCUGGCGGAUGAGAUGGGCUUGGGCAAGACCAUCCAGAUCAUUUGCUUCCUUGCUACCCUUGUUGCCGAAUGGAGCUGCUUCCCUUUCUUGGUCGUCGUUCCCAAUUCGACUUGCCCCAACUGGCGCCGCGAGAUCAAGCGAUGGGCUCCGAAACUCAGGGUCGUGGCUUACUAUGGCUCAGCUGCGAGCAGAGACCUGGCCAACAAGUACGAACUCUUCCCAGAAGGCAGCAAAGAGCUUCGUUGUCACAUUGUGAUCACCAGCUACGAUGCUGCUUCUGAUCCAAGCAUCACCCGCUUCUUCAAGAGCGUCAACUGGCAGGGUCUCGUCGUCGAUGAAGGUCAGAGACUGAAGAAUGACAAGGGCCUUCUAUACAGUGCUCUCAGCGCCCUGAAGAUUCCAUUCAAGAUCUUGCUCACUGGCACGCCGCUGCAGAACAACCAGCGCGAGCUGUUCAACUUGCUGCACUUCCUGGACGAUUCUCACGAUGCGGCGCAGCUCGAGCAGGAGUUCGCAGACUUGGACACUGACAAGAUUGUCAAGCUUCACGAUAUGAUUCGGCCUUUCUUCCUACGACGCACCAAAGCCCAGGUUCUGACAUUCCUGCCGCCCAUGGCGCAGAUCAUCGUCCCUGUCAGCAUGACCAUCGUGCAGAAGAAGCUCUACCGCACCAUUCUAGCCAAGAACCCGGACCUCAUGAAGGCCAUCUUCAGCGCGGAAGCGCCACUGAAAGGUGCCGAGAAGGCGAGUUUGAGCAACAUCCUCAUGCAGCUGCGCAAGUGCCUCUGCCAUCCUUUCGUCUACAACAACAGCAUUGAGGAGAAGAACGUGUCGCAUGGGAUGUCGCACCGCAAUCUGGUGGACGCAAGCUCCAAGCUCAAGAUCCUCGAACUGCUCCUGCCCAGGCUCAAGGAACGCGGACACCGGGUGCUCAUUUUCAGCCAAUUCCUGGACAUGCUGGAUUGCGUCGAAGACUUUCUCGAUGGCAUGGAACUACAGUAUCAGCGUAUUGACGGAAGGAUCAAUGCCCUGAACAAACAGAAGCGCAUCGAUGAGUUCAAUGCGCCGGACUCGCAGUCUUUUGCUUUUCUGCUCUCGACAAGGGCUGGUGGUGUGGGCAUCAAUCUUGCAUCUGCUGAUACUGUCAUCAUCCUCGAUCCGGACUUCAACCCUCACCAGGACAUCCAGGCUCUGAGCCGCGCGCAUCGCAUCGGGCAGCACAAGAAAGUGUUGUGCUUCCAGCUCGUCACAAGAGCGAGUGCGGAAGAGCGCAUCAUGCAGAUGGGCAGGAAGAAGCUUGCUCUCGAUCAUGUGCUCAUUCAGGAAAUGGACGCAGAUGACGCCGAUCAGAACGAUCUCGUAUCAAUCCUUCGUCACGGUGCUUCCGAACUCUUCGAGGACAAUGGUGACCAGGACAUCACGUACGACGGCGCGAGCGUCGACCGUCUACUUGAUCGCAGCCACAUGGAGAACACACGAUCCGGAGAAGACACCAGUGCAGAGACGCAGUUCUCCUAUGCCAGAGUCUGGGCCAACGACCAAGGCGCACUUCAAGAUGAGAUGGUUGAAACCGUGAACGAUGAAUUACAAGCGCCGAAUCCGAAAGUCUGGUCCAACAUCCUCAGGGAUCGUGAGCGUGUCGCGGCGGAAGAAGCUGCCGCACGUGCAGACGCCUACGGUAGAGGUCGUCGAACCCGUGGCAACGUGGACUACAACAACGAAGGCGGGCUGGACGAAGCUGGCAUCGAACUCACACCGCUGAAGAAUAAGAAGGUGAAGACGGGAGACGAUAGCGAUACUGACUUCCAGGCCGACGGUAGCGAUGCGGACGACGACGAUCUCGACGGUGAGCUUGACAUUCCAAUGGAUGGGGAUGCGAUGGAGGGUGUGGAGGGGGUUACUAAACGUGAAACAGGUCCUAAGAAGAACGGUAAGCAUGAGACUCUCAUUCAGUCGACACCCAACAAGAAGGCUGCUGCCUCGACUCCGGCUGGCGUGUCCAAGAAAACUCUGGCGACUACGCCGAAGAAGGCUGCGCCGGUUGCCACGCCGAGCAAAAAGUCCAGGUCGGCGGCGAAGCUUCUGAAUGAGGAGAUUAUCGUGAUGCCUCGUGCUACUCCCAGCAAGAAGACUGCGAAAUCGCCGAAGUUCAUUGCCUACGCUCCAAAUCCCGAUGCUUCUUCUUCAACCAAACAGCCAGGCGCCGGUGUCCCUGGCAGAAAGCGUCCACAGCCGAAGGCGAAAAGUGGAAAAGCUACUGCUCCUCCGGUGAAGAAGCCUGCCGCUCCAGCUACGCCAAAGAAAGCUGCUGCGACUACCCCGGCGUUCAACACGCCCGGUUCGUCUCAGAAGCCCAUUCUCCUCGAUGAGAGCGGUGACGAAGACGCAUUCGUCGGUGCUUCCGAGGAUCCAAUUCCACAAGAUCCUUCUGUUCCGGCAACCCCAGCAGCAAUAUCUCCUUCUACUCAACAAGCAUAG
Saxophila tyrrhenica is the source of this 5034-nucleotide messenger RNA. RefSeq lists its product as uncharacterized. Gene Ontology annotation, molecular function: ATP hydrolysis activity; DNA binding; chromatin binding. The transcript is spliced from 2 exons. Lineage: Eukaryota; Fungi; Ascomycota; Dothideomycetes; Mycosphaerellales; Extremaceae. Gene Ontology annotation, cellular component: chromatin; nucleus. The record is from RefSeq and is a predicted model, not a curated record. Gene Ontology annotation, biological process: chromatin remodeling. Bases 1 to 5034 code for a protein of 1677 amino acids.